GCUUAGUAAAUAAUGAAAUGAAUAUGUUGACAAAAUCGCUUCUUAAAUUAGCUUAAAUGAAUUAUCCUUAAAGUUUGUAUAAUUAUUGUGAUAAUGGAGAAGAUUCGAUAUGUGUGUACAGUAUCAAAUUGAAUUUGUUGUAAUAUUUAUGUAAUGCAAUUUGUGUAUAUUUUUGUAUGUCCUGAUGAAAUUUGCGCGAUUUUUAUCUGUCUCUCGUUCACUCUAUCUAAGGUAAACAUUUUUAUUUUUCUUGGUGGAAUAUUUGUGAUUACUCUGUGCCGAUUGUAUUACUAUUAUUAUUAUGUUUAUAUAAUAAUGAGUAUCAUUAUACAUACAAAUACAACUAAGUUGUUUUAUUUUUCGCGUGUUAUACAAGUGCGGUGUAAUUUGAAACUCCCGGAUUUUCUGGGGACGGCGGAAACGGAAGCGAACGGUGGCGGCGGAGGUGGCUACGUUUGCGUCGAUCGCGGCCAAAGUGCGGUGCGGAGGUAUCCUUCUCCCUCGGACACAUGAUGCUGCGGAGUGCGACGGCGCCAAUCGUUCCGCACCGUCAUCUAGCAAUUCUAGAUCUUACGGAUCCUUUACAUAGGAUGGAUCAGCUCUGACGUCACAACUAUCCCCACUUCACCUCUAAACGACCCGUCCGGUCCCUUUCUCUCGGGCCCCCUCGUGCGCCACCAUUUGGCUAUGCCGUCGAUUGAGAAAAGAAAGUCAAGAUGGCAUACUUUUUGUGAUUACGAUGGUAUCAAUAUUAGAGUGAUAUAACCCCUAACGGUCGUCCGAAAAAAAUCUUGUGAUAGUGCAGCUGAAGAAGAAAUUUAUUGGGUUUUCAUCUAGUGAAUUUACGGCAUCCUCGAUUGUUCUGGCAAUAUUGUGUCGGGAUUCUGUACGUUUUCAUCCCAUUACAAAAUGGCGUGAACGCACUUGCUGAUCACCGAACGCGACCCUUUCCAAACAAUCGCCCCCGCGAUACUUCUUCAAUUAUCGUUACAAUUUCAAAGUAAUGUUUAAUUUAAGGGAAGAUUCUUCUGCAAUACCAGUCAGUUACAUAAUCCGUUGCAUGUAAAGAUUGUACGCGUUAGGGCUAAACACGAUCGCACAACAUGUCUGAGAGUGGAUCAGAUUCAGAGAAUUCUGAUAAUGAAGUAGAGGUGGGUGGUUCUGACAAUGAAAGCAGAAGCUCAUCAUCAAAUUCUGGAUCUGACAGUGAUUCAGGAAGUUCCAGUUCUAGCAGUUCAUCAGAUAACAAUAAAAAUGAUGAUGCAAAUGAUGAAAAUGAAGCUUCUCAGGACAAAACAAAUGAUGAAUGGCAACCAGAGGAAGUCUCUCAAGGGAAUAAUGAGGAAGAGGAGGAAGAUGAUGAUGAUGAUGACAGUGAUAGUGGCUCAAGAAGGAGUAGUAGAGCAAAAGUUGCAGAAAAGAACAGUGAUGACUUCCGAUACAAUGACGCGAGUUCUUCAGAUAGCGAGUCAGACACACAAGAAAGGCCACCACCUAGUAAAAGGGUAGGUUCAAAGCAACCCGCAAAGUCUAAAAAUGUUAGAGCUGCGGCAAGCAAAAAAAGUACGCGAUCUCAAUACAGUAGCGAGGAAUCAUCAGAAGAAGACGAUGAUGAUAGACGGAGAACAGCUACCAGAAGGACGGCUGCGACAGUUAGUUACAAAGAAGCUAGUGAGGAGGAAAAGACCGAUUCUGAAGAUUUACUGGAAGUAGAAGCCGUUGAGAACCCGGAGCCUAUUCCCGAAGACAAAUCCGAAACUAUUGAACGAGUUUUAGCGCAAAGAACUGGAAAGAAAGGAGUUGUUGGGAACAUCACAACAGUAUACGCCGUUGAGGAAAACGGUGAUUCAAACGACAUAUAUGGUCUUGAUGAGGACAGUUUAGAACAUCAAUAUUUGAUUAAAUGGAAAGACUGGGCUCAUAUACACAACACUUGGGAAUCCGAGGGUUCGUUAAAGGAACAAAAGGUCAAAGGAAUUAAAAAAUUGGAAAAUUUUAUCAAGAAAGAAACUGAACUUUCACAAUGGCGUAGAUAUGCCACCCCUGAGGAUAUCGAAUAUUAUGAAUGUCAACUUGAGUUGGGUCAGGGUUUGUUAAAUAGUUACAAUAAUGUUGAAAGGAUCAUUGCAAAAUAUAACAGACCUGACAGUGGUAAAGACUACUUCGUCAAAUGGGAGUGUUUACCUUAUUCAGAAGCAACAUGGGAGGAUUCAGCUCUGAUUCAGAAAAAGUGGCCAAAGAAAAUAAGAGAGUUUAUGGAUAGGGAGGAGUCCAAGAGGACGCCCAGUAAACAUUGCAAAGCUCUUAGGCAUCGCCCAAAGUUCCAUGAGAUCAAGGAACAGCCCGAUUACAUGAAAGGAACCGAAGGGAAUUUGGUUCUCAGAGAUUAUCAGAUGGAUGGCUUGAAUUGGCUGAUUCAUUCCUGGACGAAGGAAAACUCUGUUAUCCUUGCUGACGAGAUGGGAUUGGGUAAAACCAUUCAGACAAUAUGUUUUCUAUAUUAUUUAUUUAACACAUACCAAGUACAUGGGCCUUUCUUGUGUGUGGUCCCUUUGUCGACAAUGACUUCCUGGCAACGUGAAUUUGCCCAGUGGGCGCCGGAGAUGAACUUCGUCACAUACUUAGGGGAUGUAAAUUCCAGGAAUAUACUUAGACAGUAUGAAUGGAGUUACGAAGGUUCUAAAAGACUGAAGUUUAACGCGAUUCUUACUACGUACGAAAUCGUGUUAAAAGAUAAAGCAUUUUUAGGAAGUCUAAGUUGGGCUGUCUUAUUGGUCGAUGAAGCACAUAGACUUAAGAAUGAUGAUUCGCUUUUAUAUAAAGCUCUAAUGGAAUUUGACACUAAUCAUCGAUUACUCAUAACUGGCACGCCUCUGCAGAACAGUUUGAAAGAAUUGUGGGCUCUAUUGCACUUCAUCAUGCCGGACAAAUUUGAGAAUUGGGAGAAUUUUGAUGUGGAGCAUGAUAACGCAGCUACAAAAGGUUAUUUCAAACUUCACAAACAGUUGGAGCCGUUCAUAUUAAGAAGAGUUAAGAAAGAUGUAGAGAAGUCGCUUCCAGCGAAGGUGGAGCAAAUCUUGAGAGUUGAAAUGACACCAAUACAAAAACAAUAUUACAAAUGGAUCCUCACUAAAAAUUACAAUGCUCUUAGAAAAGGAGUCAAAGGCUCAACAAAUACGUUUUUGAAUAUAGUUAUAGAGUUAAAGAAAUGUUGCAAUCACGCACUAUUAACCAAACCCAUGGAUCAAGAUCAUCACAUUACACAGAGUGAUUAUCUUCAGCAGAUGCUCAAGGGCUCGGGAAAGUUAGUGCUACUUGAUAAACUACUAAUACGAUUAAGGGAAACUGGCCACAGGGUGCUUAUAUUCUCUCAGAUGGUGCGAAUGUUGGAUAUUCUCGGGGAAUAUUUGCAAUAUCGGCAUUUUCCAUUCCAAAGAUUAGAUGGUAGCAUUAAGGGAGAACUCAGGCGUCAAGCCCUGGACCAUUUUAAUGCGGAAGGAUCUCAAGAUUUUUGUUUCCUUUUAUCCACACGAGCUGGUGGAUUAGGCAUAAAUUUAGCUACAGCAGAUACUGUAAUAAUAUUUGAUUCUGAUUGGAAUCCUCAGAAUGAUCUUCAGGCACAAGCAAGAGCCCAUCGAAUUGGUCAGAAGAAUCAAGUAAAUAUUUAUAGAUUAGUGACAGCUAGGUCUGUAGAAGAGGAAAUCGUAGAAAGGGCUAAGCAAAAAAUGGUAUUAGAUCAUUUAGUUAUUCAGAGAAUGGACACUACUGGCCGUACCGUAUUGGAUAAGAAAGGUUCUUCUAAUAAUACUCCAUUUAAUAAAGAAGAUCUCACUGCAAUCCUUAAGUUUGGCGCUGAGGAAUUGUUCAAAGAUGAAGAAGAUGAAAGCGACGAUCCAGUGUGUGAUAUUGACGAAAUUUUGAGAAGAGCGGAGACUAGGGACGAGGCUCCGACUAUGGUUGGUGAUGAGUUGCUUUCAGCAUUCAAAGUUGCUAAAAUUAAGGCUUUUGAAGAAGAUAGCGAACAAUCUCCUAUAUCUGAGGAAGUAUCUCAAGAGGAAGAUGGAGAAAGUAAGGAUUGGGAUGACAUUAUACCAGAAAGACUACGGAAGAAAGUGGAGGAUGAUGAACGGAGUAAGGAAAUGGAAGACUUAUAUCUACCUCCAAGAUCUAGAAAGACAUUGCAACAAAUUAACCAAUCAGAAAGUGAUGGAGAAGGCAGAGGUAAAAAGAGAAAACAAGUUGACGAAACAGGGUCUAGCGCAGAAGGAGAAGAAAGUGAUGAUGAAAGGCCACGAAAGCGUGGUCGCCCACCUCUUGCCAACAGAGAACGAAUUAAGAAUUUCACUGACGCAGAAAUAAGAAGAUUCGUUAAAAGCUUUAAGAAGUUUAGCACUCCGUUAAAACGCUUGGAAGCAGUAGCGUGUGAUGCGGAGCUCCAAGAAAAACCUCUGCCAGAGUUACGUAAACUUGGCGAGGUCCUCAAAGAAAGAUGUAAAUCUUACAUGGGUGAACACACCAAAGAAAAUAAUGAAUCCACGGAUGGUAAGAAACGCAACAGAGGACCCUCAUUCAAGUUAGGUGGCGUUUCUGUUAACGCCAAAACUAUGAUGCAAUGCGAAGAGGAACUGCAACCUUUAGAUGACAUAUUACCUUCAAGUUUGGAGGAACGUAAGAAGUGGAAGUUAGAAGCGCGUACCAAGCCAGCCCAUUUCGAUGUUGAAUGGGGAGCAUAUGAAGAUUCUAAAAUAUUGCAAGGUAUAUACCAGUACGGUAUGGGUUCUUGGGAACAGAUAAAAAUGGAUCCGUCGCUUGGUAUCGGCGACAAAAUAUUGUCUAACGAAGAUAAGAAACCACAAGCAAAGCAUUUGCAAUCUCGCGCAGAGUAUCUCUUGAAAGUACUUAAGAAACAGCAGGAUCUUAAGAAGGGUUCUGUUGCGAAACCGAAACGGCAACGCAAACCGAAAGCAUUAACUAAGGAAAUAGUUGAUGAAGAAGGAAGCUCCAACGAAGAAACAACAACAGUCACUGUAACAAUUACAAAGAAAAUUAAUAAGAAAAAGGACGAAGAUGGAGAAGAAACAAAAGAUAAUAAUAAGAACGAGCCAAAAACCAAAGAAUCAAAUAAGGAAAAGGAUAAGCAUGGAGAAAAGGAGAAGAAGAAACCUAAAAAGGAAAAAGAGAAGAAAACAGCUGGACCGAUGCAUUUUACUGCGAAUAAUGAGCCUCGUGCACUUGAUGUUUUAGGAGAUUUAGAUCCUUCUAUAUUCAAUGAGUGCAAGGAGAAAAUGAGACCCGUCAAAAAGGCUCUCAAAGCACUGGACAAUCCAGACGAAUCUUUAACUGAAGCAGAGCAAGUGAAUCAUACAAGACUUUGCUUACUCCAGAUAGGCGAACAGAUUAACACUUGUCUUAUCCAGUAUUCUGAUCAAGAUAAAGUAAAAGAGUGGAGAAGUAAUCUGUGGUAUUUUGUUUCCAAAUUCACGGAAUAUGAUUCGAAGAAGCUCUAUAAGCUAUAUAAAAGAGCAUGCAAAAAAUCUACAGAAAAGAAGAACGACAGUGACAAACCUGGAUCUUCCAAAGAGAAGGAUAAAGAACGUGAGAAAGAUAGUACAAAAAGACGGCAUGAAGAUUCUGAUCGUGAUGGCGUGGUGGAUCGAGAAUCUAAAAAGAGGAAGGACAAAGGUGAGCGGAAAAAGUCCAGGGAGGAAGAUAAGGAAGAUGAGCGUGUCGCCCGAUGGAGAGACGCUAAUUCCAAAGGACCCAGGUCCAACUAUCCGAACAAUGAUAGAACUCAUGAGGGCGAUAGAUGGGGACAGCAUCCACCGGCUAGGGACAGAUUCUCUUCUGCGGAUCACAGGAAGGAUCGGUUCGAUUAUCAGAGACCGAACUCCUAUUCUAGGGAACGUGAUCAGCCUAGGUCUGCAGAGAAACGGCUACCCAGUAAGGAAGAUUGGAGAUACCCAAGGAGCAGGGAAGUGGUACCUUUGAACUCUAGGAUGUAUAAUACACCUGCGCAUUAUGGUAUUGGGUACAAUGCAAAUUCCGGAUAUCCGGCUGGCGAACAAGCAGCGUUCACUAGAGAGUGGCGCCCGGAGUACGAUAGAAGGCGGGAUUAUGAUAGAAGACCACAAUGAACUUUUUGUGUCGUAGACAUGAUGUGACCUGUACAGUUUGCAAUUUGAGAUGUUAUCCAGAAAAUGUUAUUUAUUUUAUUAUUCUAAUUCCUUUUACAUCCCAUUGUUUUAUUUUUAUUUUUCUCUAAAUAAUUACUAGGAUGAUAUUGUUUCAGAAUCUGGAACUGUGCAUUUUUUGAUUACCAUUGAUGCUGUUUUAUAUAAUUCUUUAUUAUUAUUAUUUUCUUGUUUCUUUUUCUUUUCUUUGUAGACUUUUAUUAUGAAAGGUGGCUGUGGAAGUGUUUGAUUUUAGAAUGAUCAGGCCUACCUUGAUUUGUAUAUUACAAAUUGAUGUGUAAAUACAAAUAAAUAGAGAUAUCUUUUGAUAUAUCAUUGUAAUUUAA
Molecule: messenger RNA, 6517 nt
Organism: Nicrophorus vespilloides
Lineage: Eukaryota; Metazoa; Arthropoda; Insecta; Coleoptera; Silphidae
Gene: Chd1
Product: chromodomain-helicase-DNA-binding protein 1
Exons: 15
Coding region: 1104-6134 (1676 amino acids)
Biological process (GO): nucleosome organization; regulation of transcription by RNA polymerase II
Cellular component (GO): chromatin; nucleus
Molecular function (GO): histone binding; DNA binding; ATP binding
Source: RefSeq, a predicted model, not a curated record